Molecule: messenger RNA, 6169 nt
Organism: Coregonus sp. 'balchen'
Lineage: Eukaryota; Metazoa; Chordata; Actinopteri; Salmoniformes; Salmonidae
Source: the annotation of a GenBank genome assembly
ACUAGGCACGAGGACCGAAGAAGCACCUGAAGCGCGUUGCAGCGCCCAAGCAUUGGAUGCUUGACAAGCUCACCGGAGUGUUCGUAAGUACAAUUUACUUCAUACCUAAAUGGUGUUAAAACCACAAUGUUACCAGCUAGUUGCAGAUUAUUAGCAAAAUGGAGGGGCAUUCAUAUCUAUGGCCGCGUCGCAUAGAAACGACUAGUUCCUGCAUAUAUGUCUGGCAGCAAAAAUUGUGCGGUAACGCUUAACUCUGUGCAUAACGUGGAUUUGUCUUUCUGAAUAUUCUCUGGUGUAUGGCGAACCACCUGCAACUGAACAGACAUUUUUUUUAAAAACACACGAAGAAAGUAUAGGCAAGAACAAGUUCGUUGCUUCUGACCCUUUCUAUUAGCCAAGGUAUAACUGUUAAUAUUGAAUAAUUCAAAUAUCGCCGUUUUAAUGCAUAGCUAUCUUCCUGUGUAGUUGUCUGCCGUCCCUACAUUGUCUAUAGCGGUCAUUGUUUACUGCUCAUAUAGCAGUUAAAAUAGCACGUCCUAUUUUCUCCUCUGUAGGCGCCUCGUCCCUCCACUGGUCCCCACAAGCUGAGGGAGUGCCUGCCCCUCAUCAUCUUCCUCAGGAACCGUCUGAAGUACGCCCUGACCGGAGACGAGGUCAAGAAGAUCUGCAUGCAGAGGUUCAUCAAGAUUGACGGCAAGGUCCGCACUGAUGUCACCUACCCCACUGGCUUCAUGGGUGAGUUGGGUUUGAUGAGGGGUGGGUGAAGAAGGGAUGGGGUGAGUAUGUUUUGAGUGAGGAAGGGAGAGGAGUAUAGUUUGCAGUGAUGUCACCUUCCCAAUUGGCUUCAUGGGUGAGUCUGACUAGGGGAUAGGGGGAUGCAAGGUGUGGGUGGGUAGGUGAAGGAUAAUGGGAAUGGAGUGAGGGGAUGGGAAGGACUGGAGGGUGCAUUUGGGGUGAGAAGGGGGAGGGAACUGUUCCACUCCAUGCAUGCUUUCACCUAGCCAGUGACUAGAGCAGGAAAUAAAGAGCAAUGAAGACAAUCUUUGGUUUUGAUCAAUGAGCUGAAAAAAAUCUCACCAAUACCUCUAAGAAGUUCUGAGCUCUAACUGAAAGUAGGGAUGCAUUUUCUAGUAUUUGGACAGGUUAUAGGACAUGUAGCCCCUUGUUGCUGUGAAAUUAGAUUUGUAAAUGUUUCCAGUUGUAGUUGGGCUGUUGUGAUGGACACAUCACAUUGGCUGUAAGGCACUGAACUGACUGAAAGCUUCUGCUAUAAAUGUCUAUAGAAUGUUGCACUUGGGAGAUGCCAUGCUUAGUGAUUGGAGUGAGUUUCAUUUUGUUGUAGUUAGUCUGGGCUUUUGGGGGCGGAGGCUUAUGGUGAUACCUUGAUCACGCUUGUCAAAUUAUUCCUCACUUUUCUAAUUUGGUGUUCAUGGCUUCUGGUUAGAUAAGUGCACCUCACACCAGAUGGAUGGACAUCUGUGAACCCACUUCAAGGAAUUUAAUCUCUUUUUGGAUCUUCACCCAUAACCCCCUUGGGGCUCAGGCAUACUUGUACACACACCAGUAGACAUUCACUCUCAUAUACUCAAACAUUUUCUCAGGCACACACUCCUUCAUAUACACCCCACCAGACUUUCAUGCACACACCAUCUUGCACGCACACACACUUCCAUAGCACCUUUAUUCCUGCCAAGAGAGUAAUGAUGGUGUUGUGAUUAAUUUCCCAGGCCAGGUGAAGCCUCACAGUAUGUAAAUGCAGACCAUGUAACACCUCUCCUUCAAGGCUAGCUCACACACUACUGUUAGAAAAACAAUACAGUGGGAUGUUAGCCGAGCCAUUAAUCUACAAUGGAGUGGCUUUGUCACUGGACCAUGCCCUCUCCCUCAUUGGUGCACCACAAGGCUAGAUCACACACCUUGAUGGCAAAACGGUGUGACCCCUCUGAUACCCAAUGGAGUCUAGAGGAAUUGUAUAGUGCCCCUCCACCAGUCUUAAGAUUUACCAGUCUUUAGCUAGCUAGCUGAUGUACAAUGGAAUGAGUUGUAUUGUGCUUUUUACUAGUAUCUGACCUGGGCGGCAGGUAGCCUAGCGGUUAGACCGUUGGACCAGUAACCGAAAGGUCGCUAGUUCGAAUCCCGAGCCGACAAGGUGAAAAGGGAACUUGAUGUUCCAGGGUCGCUGUUGAUAAUGGCAGACCCUGGCCGUCACCCCACUCUCCGAGGAUAUCUCAGGAGUGGGAUAUGUAAAAACAAAUGUCCAAUUCACCCUUAUUAAUACGCACUUGUACAUGUGUGAAAUGGGACAAAUCUAAGCACCUACCUAAUUAUUACUAUUAUGAAGGGACUAUAUAUUGUUGGGUUGACUGUCAUUCUGACUACAGGUAUCUGAAUUGCGCGGUGUCAUUUUGUUCCCAGUUAUGAGAAUUUGAUCCUGACUGACAGAUUGUUUAUUGAAUUUGGUCUGAUGCUGACUUUUGUUUUAGCUGUGCUUUGACAGACAAUGUUGUGAUGUAGUGUUGGCCUGUUCUGGAUUUGAUCAUUGACACGAACUGGUGUUGUCUGUCUGUAGAUGUGAUCAGCAUUGAGAAAACUGGAGAGCAUUUCCGUCUGAUCUAUGAUGUGAAGGGACGUUUCACCGUUCACCGCAUCACUGCUGAGGAGGCCCAGGUACUACACACACAUUGUCACACAUGCUUGGGAGUCUAGUAAUUCACAGCUCAGGCCUAACUUUUAAACCAAGCAGUACAAUAUAAUGUUCUGUAUGGAGGGAGCAAUGAAGACAGUCUUUGGUUUUGACCAACGAUCUGAAAAAACUCACCAAUACCUCUAAGAAGUUCUGAGCUCCAACCAAAAGAAUUGAAUGAAUCCUAAUGUGAAACGGUUACAAAUUCAACCUUUUGUGUAAAUGCCUAGCGCGAUUUCAGUUGGAGUACUUAUGCUUGUUUAUCAUAUUAGGAUUUAGGCUCCAAAACCAAGCUGUGAAUAACUGCUGACAUGUAAAACAUUUUUGGACUAUCAACAGUGGACUAAUGGAAAAAAAAAGAGGUUCUAGUGGUUUUUCCUUUAAAUUAAGCAUUUAUAUUUCAGAGACUAGGUUUGGGAAGCCCUGCAAUAACAAUCACUCACUUUCUCCUCUCCCAUCCCCCUCAUCACCUCCCCCUCUCCUUCCCUCCAGUACAAACUGUGCAAGGUGAAGAAGAACCUCAUUGGCACCAAGGGAGUCCCCCACCUGGUGACCCACGACGCACGCACCAUCCGCUACCCCGACCCCCUCAUCAAGGUCAACGACACAGUCCGCAUCGACCUCGCCACCGGCAAGAUCACAGAACACAUCAAGUUUGACACAGGUAACAUCACAGUUAACAAUAUAUACUUUUAACGUGAUUGAAAGGGAAAUUAAUACCUGUGAGGAAAGCGGUCUUUAAGGUUAGCGUGUUAAGAUUUUUUAAAGUGUUACAUAUCAAAUCUAUUAAGGGAGUGGGUAGUAAUAUCUAUGGCUUGUGUCUUGAAAAAUUAUUAGGAAAGCAGGAUAAGUUACAGUGCAGCUUGUUCAGUCCUGUUAUGUUCCCCCUGCACACAUCAACUUGUUUCCUACUAUUCCUAUCUGUCUUGCAUCCCACGGCUUGCAGGGACGCUUGGUCUCAGACACUGUUAGACAGGCAUAGUAACUAAAUUUAAGAUUUUGUGUAGUCUUGCUUAUCCCAUGGUAGAGGGUGACAUUUUUUUCAACGGUGAAUGUAGAACUGGAUGUUUGACAAGUCUGUUCAUUCAGACCAUUGGAUCCACUAAGCACCAUCUUUGAAACUUUCUGCAGAUUUGACUGAUGCAAAGCAACAAUGCUACAUUUUAGUCAUUUAGCAGAGUGCAUACUUUUUUUUUCUCGUACUGGCCCCCCGUGGGAAACUAAUGCACAACCCUGGCGUUGCAAGCGCCAUGCUAUACCAACUGAGCUACCCAAUCAAACUUGGCAUACUUUUGAAGCGCAGUCUUUAUCCUCAUCUCUCUCCCCUCUUCUUCCCUCUUCUCCCUGUAGGUAACCUGUGCAUGGUGACCGGCGGUGCCAAUUUGGGGCGUAUCGGUAUCAUCACCAACAGGGAGAGGCAUCCUGGCUCGUUUGACGUGGUGCACGUCAAGGAUAGCGCUGGAAACAUCUUCGCCACCAGGCUUGGAAACAUCUUCAUCAUUGGCAAAGUAAGCAGAGGAGACUCGUACACGCACACUCAAACACAUACCUGCACAUCCACAUACACACAUGAACUACAGACACCCUGACAACACUGCUCAUCCCCUCCAUUUCUUGACACUCAUGUAGUUGCUCAGUACUCAUGUGUGAUUGUACGGAGGUAGAACAAAGCCAAUGCUAUGUCUUCGGUACCAGUGUGUUAUUGUCUGCUGGUUCUAUCCUCAAUCGCUGGCACACUUGACAAUGAUGAACAGUAGGUUUACCAACCAUCCUAAACCAUCUUGGCUGCAGACAACCAUUGUGGAGGGACACAAUGACACAUUGGUCCUUACCCUGUAAGCAGUCUAUGGACAACGUAUGACAGCUAUCCACGCUUUGGUUUAGUUUCCCUGGCACUGUUUCUACAUGCUAAUGUUCAAGUAUUUGUGACACAAAUCCCAUUUAAGUCAUGGGACCAAUGUAAGCAUUUUUCGCACAUGUUCAAAUCAUCUAGAAGUGAUGUUGAGCUUCACAAUACAUUUUUGAUCAGGGGUCUCCAAUCUUAGCAUGAGAGCUACUUAAAAAAAUUAAUAUGAAUAUGUCCAGUGCUACUCAUUAUUUUCUAGCUUUCAAAUAGGCCCGUUGUUCUCCUCUUCCCUGUGUCCAUAAUAUACAAGAGAAAGUAGUGCACUGUUUUCUGACAUUAUACCUGGUAAGAUAAUGGUUAAUAAACAACAAAGGGGUGGCAAUGUGUCCGGAAGAAAACAAACCAUAUUUAGAUUUGAGUGUAAUUCCCCUUUAAUUGCACAUCUGUCCAUUUAAUUGUGCAUCUAGCGAGUGUGUAAUGUGCCGGUCUAGCGACGGUUCUGUACUGCUGCUGCUCGUUUCAUGGCAACAUUGGCAAAUAAUAGAUACACAUGAUAAACUUAAUCAUGAUAUACAUCUGCCAGGUAAGCAUUUAACAUAAAAUGAAUAACAUUGCAUUUAACAUUUAUUUGAGAAGGUUUUGGGGAAAGUAUUUCUGUCAACCCACAAUACUGUUAUCACAUCAACUGGUUACACACAGAGCGAUAAAAGGGCCCACCACACAGACAGACCGGGGCAAUAUUGCUGGAAAUUAAUGGGCAGAUAUUGUUAGGUUUGGAUUUUGAAGAAAAUCGUGGCUAACCAGGGAUGGGAUAAUGUUGCGUUGAUUAGAUAGUCGCUGGGAGCUUGCAGUGUCUGAUACUGAUGAGAUUUGUCUGACAGUUUGCGGUGGAACACGUGAAAAUUGCAUGUACUUUCAGAAUUGUUUGGCGAGCUACUCAUAGGUGGCCUGUAAGCUACUGGUAGCUUGCGAUCAACCUGUUGGAUAGCCUGCUUUUAGGUACUUCUAGAUGAUUUGGACAUGAUGCGCGAAAAAUGCUAAUAUAGGUCCCAUGACUUAAAUUGGAUAUGUGCCACAAAUGCUAAAAUGUUAGCAUUUGGGGACUGCCAUGACAACUAAGCCAAAGCAUGGAUUCAUACCUUGUCUGUAGACUGCUGACAGGGAAAGGAAACAUGUAAUUUGGGUGAAAUAUCCCUUUAACACAAGUACAUACUACAGCCUGAUCAAUUUAUCGGUCCCACACAUUAUCGGCAGGUUUUGGUCUUUUUAGACUAACAUCAGUAUUUGUCACAGCUAAGAUGAAAUGUUCAAUUUUCCUAAGAACCAAGGUUAAUUUUUAUUGAAAAUUAUAUUUUAUCCACUUACAUUUGACCACUUCCUGUGUCAUGUUUGUAGAUUCCCUCUUUACCACCUUUCUUUUGUAACAUCUUCUGUUUUCCCUCCUCUUUCUCCCCACCCCCCCAUAUCUCCAGGGCAACAAGCCGUGGGUGUCCCUGCCCCGUGGAAAGGGUAUCCGUCUCACAAUCGCUGAGGAGAGAGACAAGAGAAUCGCUGCCAAGGCCGGCAGCAGCUAAGUCCUAUAUGUAGGUCUAAGCAUCUUGGCUUUGAAAUAAAACAAUGUUAUUUACAACAAAAUCCAA